UCAGAUCACAGCACACCUACCCAGCCAAAGCCAGCCUAGCUAGUGCCAACCAAGCUCAAGCUCGAUCCAUCGAUGGCCGGGACAAAGGUGACGAUGGCGAGCGCGGUGGCCGUGGCGCUGCUGCUGGCCAUGGCGGCCGUGUCGGGCGCGGGCGCGGCGCCCGGCCCGCUGAUGAUGUGCAAUGUGGACGUGUACCGCAUGAUCGGCGCGUGCAGGUCGUACUGCGCGAGAGGCAGCCGGGAGGCUACGCCGAGCGGGCAGUGCUGCGCCGCGCUGAGGGGAGCCAACCUCCGGUGCGUGUGCCAGAAGAAGGGCCUGCUCGCGUCCGCGGGCAACAUCGACGCCCGCCGCGCCAUGCAGAUCCCCUCCAAGUGCGGCAUCGGCAACGUGCCCAGCCGGUGCUAGGUCCGUCGGACCGGCUGGUGAUCCAUCCACAGACGCGCGCAUUCCUUCUGUUUUUUUUUUCAUUAUAAGCAAAUAACGGCGUGCGUGAGUGCGAUGGAUGAUCGAUCGAUCGGCCACACUGUAGUUCGCGGUUCUCGAUUUAGAUUGAGCUUUCUUUUCGUACGUUCGUGCAUGUGCUAAUCGAGCUAGUCGUGCAAAUCGUACAUGUAUCCUCUUGUGAAUCAGUCCUUUCUUUUGUCGCCGGCUGUACCGUGCAUUGUUAUGGAAUCGCAUUCGGUACUCAUCAAUUAUUAUUA
This is a messenger RNA of Triticum aestivum (bread wheat), 701 nucleotides long. RefSeq names its product non-specific lipid-transfer protein 3. Gene Ontology annotation, biological process: systemic acquired resistance. Gene Ontology annotation, molecular function: fatty acid binding. Bases 73 to 405 code for a protein of 110 amino acids. NCBI's taxonomy places the organism in Eukaryota, Viridiplantae, Streptophyta, Magnoliopsida, Poales, Poaceae. The transcript has a single exon. The record is from RefSeq and is a predicted model, not a curated record.